CCUUAAAGACGUGGCUAAAUGUCUCCUUAGGGAAAGGGAACCGGGCUGUUUCGCUGUAUUCUGGGUUCCCAACUCAAAUCCAGGCAGGAAAGACGCGGACUGUCAUCAACAUCCUUUCUGCAAAGUUCAGGCACAAUCAUGACUGACUUGGAGAUUCAGACACUUUGCACGGAAAGUUAUGGCUCUCAAUUUGCUCGGCGUUACCAGGCCUUGCCUAAUGGAAAGCUAAGCUCUGUGACAGACGCUUCUAAAGACUGGCGCCUUAAUUCAUUUCAUCAUAUCUUCAAGUCCAUCUUCCUGCCCCAAGGUUAUCCUGAGAGUGUAAGCACGGACUACCUCGCCUACCAGUUCUGGGACACCAUCCAGGCCUUCGCAAGCAGCAUCACAGGGACACUGGCCACCCAGGCAGUGCUGAAGGGGGUGGGGGUCGGGGAUGAGACCUCCACCGUCGCAGCUGCCGCUGUCACGUGGAUUCUGAAAGAUGGAACAGGAAUGUUGGGCCGAAUCGCUUUCGCUUGGAGCAAGGGGAGCAAACUGGAUUGUGAUGCUAAGCAAUGGAGGCUUUUCGCUGAUGUGCUCAACGAUGUGGCCAUUUUCAUGGAGAUCAUGGCGCCAGCUUUCCCAGCAUGCUUCACGCUCAUUGUCUGCACCAGUGGCUUUUUUAAGUGCAUUGUGGGUGUGGCCGGAGGGGCCACCCGUGCGGCUCUCACCAUGCACCAGGCCCGCCGGGACAACAUGGCCGAUGUAUCAGCCAAAGAUGGAAGCCAGGAGACACUAGUGAACCUAGCUGGCCUUCUCUUCAGUCUCUUCCUGAUCCCUCUUGUGGUGGACAAUCUCCCCCUCACCUAUGCCUUCUAUGCUCUCUUCACCAUCCUCCAUCUCUACGCCAACUACCAAGCAGUGCGGGCAGUUUGCAUGGAGACCCUUAACCGUGCUCGGCUCCAUCUGGUCUUGCAGCAUUACUUGAAGCGGGAAGAAGUUCCUGGUCCUGCUGUCAUCAACCCUCAGGAGCCCCUUCUGCUAGGGUUUCGUCAGCAGCUCAAGAUAACUCUAGGGACUCCUCUUCAUACAGUGACCUCCAGUGUUGCUGACUUCCAGAAAGCUCUUGAAGGCAAUGCUUCAAAUUACUUAAUUUUCUUCAACCGACCAGCAGGGGUGAUCUCCAUCCUGCUCCAUCGGCAAGCGGGCAGUGUGGAUGUGAUUAAAGCCUAUACCCACGCCCUUCUUCUAGAGGCCUUACUCUAUGAAGAUGUGGAAACUUGUGCCUUGGAAAGAGAGUCCCUCCUGAAUUUGCAGCAUCAAUUAUGUAAAGAAUCCGGUAAAGAGGAUCCCAGGAUAAAUUCCGAAAUGCAUCAGUUCUUAGAUAGGAUAUUUCCCAAAUUCCUGGCAGGACUGACAUCCGCUGGAUGGGUAACCAGUCGAAACCUCCUGGGCCCCGAGGAAUGGCGGAUGGAGUGGCUCAGCGCUGAGAAGAAAAUGCUCUGAUUCUGAUUCUGGAAGAAUUUUUAUUCCAAGAACCUGAUUUAUUCAAUCAUAGAAAAGGAGGGGAUCCUGGUUUCCUUGGGGGUCAUCUUUUACAAAAGCAACUGUAGAUUUGGAUUUGCCUUGCCUCAGUUUACCACUCCUUAACUGUAAAAUAAAGAUGAGGUGCUGACAACAUAA
This is a messenger RNA of Protobothrops mucrosquamatus (brown spotted pit viper), 1662 nucleotides long. It is a transcript of the gene RUSF1, whose product is annotated as chromosome unknown C16orf58 homolog. Lineage: Eukaryota; Metazoa; Chordata; Lepidosauria; Squamata; Viperidae. Bases 139 to 1485 code for a protein of 448 amino acids. The record is from RefSeq and is a predicted model, not a curated record. The transcript has 15 exons.